AUGGAUGAACGUCCACUCAGCAAUUGCAAAUACUAUGCGGCGCCAAUGGUCCGAUAUUCCAAGCUGGUAUUCCGGAAGCUAGUCCGCCUCUACAAUGUCGACUGCUGCUUCACGCCGAUGAUCUACGCGAAGGAAUUUCUGCAAAGUGACGUCGCCCGGAACAGCGAGUUUACGACGGACACAGACGAUCAUCCACUGAUUGUGCAGUUUGCGUCGAACGAUCCAGUGGAAUUUGCGGCGGCCACGGAACUGGUGUAUAAGUAUUCCAACGGCGUGGAUCUGAAUUGUGGUUGCCCAAAGGGUGAUGUGAGAGCAAGAGGUUACGGAAGCUCCCUAUUGACGCAGCCGGAACUGUUAGCCGAUAUUGUCAGGCAAACUAGGAAUCGGAUAUCCGACGAUAAAUUUGCGAUAUCCCUGAAGAUUCGGAUACAGGAUCCACUGGAGCGGACAGUGGAUUUAUGCCGAAAAGCCGCGGCAGCUGGUGUUAACCACCUGACCGCACACGCCCGCUAUCAUUGGGAACGAAUGGAAGCGCCGCACUAUGAAACGAUAGCCGUCAUCAAAGAUGCCGUAGAUGUGCCCAUAAUCUUGAAUGGCGGUGUGAAAACCCUUGAAGAAGCGAACAGGUUACUCGAAGAGACGCGUUGUGAUGGCAUCAUGGCGGCAAAUGGGCUGCUCAACAACCCAACGCUGUUCUCCGGUGAACCGGUCACCACUUGGGAAUGCGUGCAGAAAUUUAUAUCUUUGUCGGUCGACCACGGGCUGACCUUCCACCUCUUCCAUCAGCAUUUGGCGAUGAUGCUCGACAAUGUGCUCACUCCCCGGCAACGCACCCGCUUCAACGAGACGCAGACGAUGAGCGGCGUCGUCGACUUUCUGGAGAAUGCCUAUAACCCCGUACUUCCCCCGCUGAGAGUUGCACCCUUA
Mesorhabditis spiculigera is the source of this 927-nucleotide messenger RNA. Lineage: Eukaryota; Metazoa; Nematoda; Chromadorea; Rhabditida; Rhabditidae. The record is from the annotation of a GenBank genome assembly.